AUGGUCAAAUACGAGAGCUUGGUGCUUGUCGGUACCUUCAUGGUUAUCUCCUCAGUUUCGUUCAUUCUUGGUGUGCUUUUCAGCAAUUGGCCCUAUGAUUACUACACUUUGUGGGACACAACAAAAGGCCAAGAAUUUUUCGAUGCUGCCUUGGAGCACUACAAGGUCUGGGGUCAAAUUCCUCCUAUCAUCAACUACACUUUCCACUUUGUGAUUGCGAUUGCAUUCGUUGGAUCAUUCAUCAAGAUAUUCAAGCCUUCUGAAGAUGUUCAAUACUUCGAAUAUGGAACCUUGGGUGCAUUAGUGAUUGCAGUUUGUGUCUAUGUUAGUAACGUCAAAGUUGGAAUUAUGUCCUGUAUUGCUGGAGAAUGGGGAGAGGUUGACCAGAAUACAGGCUUGGGGGUCAUUGCAGCAUCGGAGACAAUGAUAGUUUUCAUCCUUCUCGGAGUUGUCUUGUUGCAAGGUGGAUUAUUCUAUGCCUUCUUCGAAGAUGCCAGACUAAAACAAGAAUUCUAUUUGAAAAAUUUGAAAGAGAGGUAUGAGGCAACUGCUGAAGAUGCCGCCCCCGUCGAAGCUAAAUCUUCAGGAGCUGAAGCAAAGAAGGCCAAGGCAAAGGCAACCAAGAAGGCUUGA
Ogataea angusta is the source of this 633-nucleotide messenger RNA. RefSeq lists its product as uncharacterized. NCBI's taxonomy places the organism in Eukaryota, Fungi, Ascomycota, Pichiomycetes, Pichiales, Pichiaceae. The record is from RefSeq and is a predicted model, not a curated record. Gene Ontology annotation, cellular component: endoplasmic reticulum membrane. Gene Ontology annotation, biological process: endoplasmic reticulum to Golgi vesicle-mediated transport. The transcript has a single exon. The coding region runs from base 1 to 633 and encodes 210 amino acids.